AUGUCUGGCCAAUCGUCCUCCACAUCAACAGCCACAAACAUCAUGCUAGCAAUCUACGAGAAAAAAACAUCCUCCGUCGACCUCUACCGUCCUCUUCGCAACUACAUCUCCAUGUUCUACUCCGAACACGAAGCGCAAAACCUCGAAGACGAUCUCCAAACUGUCAAACAAUACCGUUCCGAUCUCGAACGCCAACCUGACCCGUCCCCUACUUCCCGCCGCGACCUCCUCCAAAAGUACUUCAAAGCCCUCUGCUUGAUCGAAACCCGAUUCCCAAUCUCCCCCGACAACGACCACAUCAACACGGUCACGUUUGUCUGGUACGAUGCGUUUAAGCAAAAACUGAAAGCGUCGCAGCAGAAUAUUCAUUUAGAGAAGGCUGCUGUGCUUUUUAAUUUGGGUGCCGUUUAUAGUCAGAUUGGCUUGUCGUUUGAUCGGGCCACAAUGGAGGGGAGGAGACAGGCGAUUCAUGCGUUUAUUGCUGCCGCUGGCGCGUUUGCUUAUUUAAGAGAUAAUGCUGCUACGAAAGCGUCUAUGGGGACGAGUACGACGGUUGAUCUGUCGGUUGAGUGUGUUGGGAUGUUGGAGAGAUUGAUGCUUGCACAAGCGCAAGAGUGUGUCUUUGAGAAUACUAUUGCUAAAGGGAGUACGCCUGGUGUUUGUGCCAAGAUUUCUCGGCAGGUUGGGUUGUACUACGAGGAAGCUUUAGGAGCACUGAAUGUCACACCUCUAAAAGAUCAUUUUGACAAGGGUUGGAUUGCUCAUGUCCAAUUAAAAGCAGCUCUGUUCUAUGCAGAAGCAUGUUAUCGAUACAGUUUGGAGCUUCAUGAGAAAGAAGAAAUUGCAGAAGAAAUUGCACGAUUGAAGAGUGGGGCAAGUGCAUUAGCAGAGCUAGAAGCCAAUAUCAACCGCAACCUGGACAGGGCUGUCAAGGAAAAUGAUAGAGUCUACCUCAUGAGGGUUCCUUCCCCAAGUUCCUUACCCCCUCUUCCAGCAUUUUCCAUGGUCAAGAUCAUGCCAAUGAAUGAGGUACUCGAUGCCAGUAGGGAGAAGUUGUUUGCUAGUCUUGUUCCAGACAGCAGUGCAAAAGUUCUUUCAAGGUACACCGAAAUGGUUGACGAUAUUAUCAGGACACAAGCUGAAAAAUUGCAGCAAGGGAGUGAGCUAGCUCGAGUGAGGCUCAAAGAAAUGGACCUGCCAGAUUCUAUUCUUUCUUUGGAAGGAAAUACUACACUUCCAACAGAUCUUAAAGAAGAUGUGGAAGCAGUGCAGAUUAGUGGGGGCCCAGCUGGCCUUGAAGCCGAGUUGCAGCAACUGAUGGAUUUGAGGAGGGUAAACCAAGAAUUGCUGGUCCAGACUGAGGAACUUUUGCAAAAGGAAGCAACAGAAGAUGCUCAGUUUAGAAGCCAAUUUGGUACACGGUGGACCAGGCCUCAAUCCAGCACAUUGACAAAGAACUUGCAGGAUAGAUUAAAUAGGUUUGCAGCCAACUUAAAGCAAGCUGCAGAUAGCGAUGCCAGAAUUGAACGUUCAGUGAGGGAUCAUUCAGCACUCAUGUCGAUUCUUGAUCGCCGGCCGAUAGAAUCUGCACUUCCAACUUUAGCUAGGCCGAUAAUGUCUUUGGAUGCUAAUGAAGAUGCUAUAGUAGGGGCCUUGAAGCAGAGCUUGAGGCAAUUGGAGACUCUUGGUGCUCAACGAGCUGGUCUUGAGGACAUGCUCAAAGAGAUGAAACGGAAGGAUGAUGUACUGCCAAAGCUGAUGACAUCCACCGGAUCCUACGAAGAUCUUUUCAGGAAAGAGAUAGCAAAAUAUGAUCCCAUCUGUGAAGACAUUGCACAAAAUAUUGUGGCACAAGAACAGUUGUUGUUGCAAAUUCAGGCUCAAAAUGAAGAGUUUUAUGCUGUCUUCAAUCUUGAAGAUUACAAAGCAUCCCGUGAAAAGUGUUAUAAGCAAAUACAGGCUGCCAUAGCCAAGUAUCGAGAAAUAAAGGAGAACAUCAAUGAGGGAUUGAAGUUUUAUGUUACUCUUCAGGAUGCCAUUACCAAUGUCAAACAGCAGUGCAGUGAUUUUGCGAUGACCAGAAAUAUCCAAUGCCGAGAAAUGGUUGAAGAUGUACAAAGACAAAUGGCUGGACUAAGUUUUCAAGACCGUAAAAACACAGGCUCAUACAGCUAUCCUGCGGUAAACCAGCCCCAUCAAACUCAAAGAUCCAGUUCCCAGCCGCCAUCAGAUCCUCAAAAUGUUCCGCAUCCUCGCCCCCAAACACCGUACUAUCAGCCUCCUGAGCAGUCUACAAUACCUGGCUAUGCCCAUCCUCCUCCCCCUUAUACAACACCACAGCAGCCACCUCCUUAUCAUAUCCCUCCUGCUCCUGGUGCUCCUUACCCACCCCCACAGGUUCAACAACCACCAACAAGCCAUGAGUAUGGCCAACCUGCCUAUCCAGGAUGGCGGGGCCCAUACUACAAUGCCCAUGGACAACAACCUGGAUCUUUCGCUCGGCCUCCUUACACUAUUCCAGCACCUUUUGUCCAGCGGGAUAUAGGGUUUGCAACAAAAACAGUAUGUUUUGUACUAGUUCACAUGGGGGAAAAGGCUACCAACGCUUGGACUAGCGAGUAG
Dovyalis caffra is the source of this 2622-nucleotide messenger RNA. The record is from the annotation of a GenBank genome assembly. Lineage: Eukaryota; Viridiplantae; Streptophyta; Magnoliopsida; Malpighiales; Salicaceae.